Paramuricea clavata is the source of this 549-nucleotide messenger RNA. Lineage: Eukaryota; Metazoa; Cnidaria; Anthozoa; Malacalcyonacea; Plexauridae. The record is from the annotation of a GenBank genome assembly.
AUGAGUCAUUUUAACGAAAGAUUCCUAAACCGCCGACAAUAUAGAGAAAUAUAUGGGUGGAGACCCCCAAGAGUACAAAGUAAACGUAAAUCUCAACGUUGUGUAUCAAACACAGUUCACGAUGUUCAAUGUCGAAAACGUACAGCACAUACAAAAAAAUGUUGGGUUCAUCUGGCCAAACAGGAUAAUUUACGUAUAAAACCCUCCCAAAUUCCUAACGCCGGCAAGGGUUUGUACGCAUGGAAAAAACCAAUACCCCGGGGUAGAAUUAUUUCCCAGUACACCGGACGCAAAAGAACCCGACAACAAAUCGAUCGUAAAUACGGUGAUGCAACGGCACAGUAUACCAUAUGUAACAGACGAGGUCGCUGUAUAGAUGCAAAUCAUACUACCGACGGUGCCGCACGUUUUGUAAACGACGCCCGCAAUAGCCGUUUUCAAAAUAACAGUAGAAUAAAAGGCCGCAGUGCCUUUCGUCUAAAAGCUACAUCUACGAUACAACCGCAUCAGGAAAUAUUUACAAAUUACGGUCGUGAUUAUUGGUUAUAA